This is a messenger RNA of Rhipicephalus microplus (southern cattle tick), 2611 nucleotides long. RefSeq lists its product as uncharacterized. Gene Ontology annotation, biological process: regulation of DNA-templated transcription. The record is from RefSeq and is a predicted model, not a curated record. NCBI's taxonomy places the organism in Eukaryota, Metazoa, Arthropoda, Arachnida, Ixodida, Ixodidae. Gene Ontology annotation, cellular component: nucleus.
UCUGGGAUGGUAAUGGAGGGCGCGUGAUUUUGAAGCUUGCAAGAUGCUUUCCCAAGAGUCAGAAAAAGAACAAGAAUCAAGGACACCUGCUGAGGCUAGCACGAUGCCUGCAGCUCCAGGUGCUGUUGAUGCUGGCCUUGGCAAGGUAUUAGAGGGUGCAGCUGAAUCUGACACUCCAGGACUUGAGCUAUGUGCAGUAAGCGCUGAUGUGCCUGACAGUGUUGAGACAGUUGUGGUGAACACUUCAAACGGCACUGCUCAGCCUGCUAAUGUUGUAAGCACUGUGCUUGAAAGUGGUUCUGAUGCUGGGACUGCGCUUGCCAGUAGUGACAAUGCCUUAGGCCUUCGAGAUGCUGCUGCUGCAGCUGCACUCUCAUCUGUGGUUAACAGCGAGCCUGCUGCCAUGGAAACUGUUGUCUCUACGGAGGCCUUGCCCGAUGUCACGGUGCCUUCUACGUCUGGUGUGUCAUCGAGUGUGUCAAACCGCUGUGAUGCGCGCAUAGUUCACUUUAAUGACCGGGAUCUGGAGAGCCUGCGCAAAAUUCAGGAUGAGCUGAACACACGCAAGUCUGGUGGGGUGUCACGCAGUCCUGGCAGCCCCAUUGUGAUCCGAGCUGAGCUGGCCAGUCCACAGAAAGGGGUGUCAGCACAGGUGCCUCAAGUUCUUGUGGUGCAGAAGCCGUCGCCAGGAUGCUCUACCAAAAAGGCUGAUAUCCGGGUCAUCCACCCCCCAGGUGUUACUGUGCGCAGACAACUGCAGAUGAGUGUGCCAGUAUCCUCAGGUGCCAGUACUGCUACGACUACGGGCUUGACAAAGGUGAUCCUGCAGCCAGGCCAGCUUGUGAGUGGUGCCAAGUGCACGUUUGAGAUCAUGUCCUGCAUUCACUACAGUGCACAUGUUGCCUCUUUCGAUAUCUGUGGAUGUGAUUUUCACCGCUUCUUGCAGCUGAUCCUGUUGGGUUCUGGCAGGUCCACCUGUGGUCCAGCUACUAUUAGUUCUGACUUGGGCAUGUAUGUGGUAUCCCCAAUGAAGCUUGGAGGGAAAGUGGCCAUGAUUCCCAUUAAUGUUAGCAAGUCGCCACAGAGGAUUGCUCCUGCCCCCACAACAUCUUCAAUGAUCACUAGCCCGAAUGCGGGUACCAGUCGAGUAGCACUUGCUGCAAGCUCUACAAGCACUGCCACCACAUCUACAGCCCGACCAACAGCUCCGACAACCACAAUAGUGCCAGUGCCGGGCAAAAUGAAUGUACUUCUUAAGCCUCCGUUUCACCAAACCAGUGAUAUUAGCGGCUUCGUCAAGGCUCGGGUAGCACUUGUUGCAAGCUCUACAAGCACUGCCACCACAUCUACAGCCCGACCAACAGCUCCGACAACCACAAUAGUGCCAGUGCCGGGCAAAAUGAAUGUACUGCUUAAGCCUCCGAUCGGUCAAGCCGUGUCGAGGGCUGUUACAAUGGCUGCUGUUGUUCAGACGUCGAGCUCAAGUGGUAUAGUCACUUCAAGUGGCACCAGCAGCCUCGUGACAUCUGUGAGCAGCAGCUCGGCAGCUGUACAAGUGCCAGGCAGCAAGUUUCACUAUGUGCGCCUGGUCAGUGCUCCUGCAGCAACUACACAAGCCAGCGCAGUCCUUGGUGCAGCCAAGUCUGCCACCCUAGUGCCUGUAACCACAGCAAGACCCCUUGUGCCAGCAGUGCCUGUGACCGUCGCGUCAAGCACUGCCAGUGGAACUUUGCCGGCUGGUGUACGAUUGGCGGUGCCCAUUGCCCCAGCUAUUUCAGCCCAGCAGGGUGCGUCGACAGGUGUGGCAGUGUCGACUGCACAGCGAGUACUGAUUCCUGCAUCAGCUACAUCAGUGCGCCCUUCACUGCCAGGUGGACAACUGGGUAGCCUGUCCACAGCUGCACUCAUCUCUGCUGGGGGAACUUCCAUGCAAAAUGCUUUCGUGGUGGUGCCUGCUCAGUAUGUGGCCCAGUUUCAGCAAAGCACGCAGGCGGCGGCAACCCCGUCAUCAAGCACAUCACGGGUGGUGUUUCAAACGGGCACUGGCCUUCUGAGCAGCUCUGGAGCAUUUGUUCCUAUGGCAACCACCACUCCACCUACCACAACCAGCGUCUCAGCGGGACCUGACCACAGAGAACCACCUCCAGUAGCAGUUCCUUUCGUUAAGCCUCAAGUCAACGGGACACCAUGUGAAGACAACUCUCGGCCUCGAAAGCCGUGCAACUGUACGAAGUCCCAGUGCCUCAAAUUGUAUUGUGACUGCUUUGCCAAUGGAGAAUUCUGCCACAGCUGCAACUGCACUAACUGUUUCAAUAACCUGGAGCAUGAAGAGGAACGUCAAAGGGCUAUCGCAGCCUGUUUAGAUAGGAAUCCCAAUGCAUUUCGUCCCAAAAUUGGCAAAGGCAAAGAAGGAGACCUUGAGCGGCGUCAUACCAAAGGCUGUAACUGCAAACGAUCUGGUUGCCUGAAAAACUACUGCGAAUGCUAUGAGAUAUUGGCAUACUACGUGUUCGCAGCUAUUUUUGUCGAUUUAACGAGCAGCAGCGAGUCUGAGGAUGCUGCCUUAUCGUCGGACCUUGACUCUGAGAGCAAUGACUGGCUAAGCUACUAG